GAAGUUGAAGACCCAGCUGAAGGAGAUAGACAAGCGCAAGGAAGGAGAGAUAGCGGAGAGGAACGGGGGAAUAGAGCCAUCGUUAAGAAACUGUUUCUCAGGCCUUUGGUCAAGUGUGUGAGCGGCUUCUCGCCUUGAGCUGCUUGGUGAGGUAGUGAGUAGUGGUCAGUUAGAAACAGACUGACAGGAUAAAGAAAAAAAACCCCAAAUACUACUACUACUACUACUACUACUUCUACUGCUGCUGCCGCUGCUGUCAACUGCCUGCUUCAUGGCCGUCACCCAAGCUGUGCUCCCUUCCUUCAGCUCCUUUUCAAACCUCACUGAUAUGAAAGUGUGGAACUCGGAUGGCGACUCGCCUCCUCUAGGCCCUGAGCAACUGCAACUCUCCCAGCAGACGACUGACGGGCUCCAAGAGGACGACAGCCAGGCAUGCUGGGAUAUUGAGUUGUUCCUGUCCGAGUUGUGCAGCACAUCGCCUGAACUCAGUCCCUCCCUGGACCACAACGUAGAGAUGUUGCAACAACAGCUGGACUCGGACAUAGUGUACCAGGCUGGAGGCAUGCUUAAAGACCGAGCCGAUCAGGAUCAGACGGAUGGAUGUCCGAUGGCUGAGUUCAUACCUCCGACGGCCCAACAGGAAGUGUACCACCAAUAUUACAACAACGCCCUGGCAGGGCGGACAAAUGUCGAUCCGUUUGGUUUCUCUCAGGAGAGACCCAUCCCACCGUGGGAGCAGAACCCGUAUUACCCACCUCAGCAUCCUCCUUUGGUGCCCUUCCAUGAGGUCCGAUUGGUACCGAUCCAAGCUGCAACCUCCGACCCUCGACACUACAGCUACCCGCUUCACUUCAACCACAAUGCCAGCCUUUUCUGUGACUACACCUGCAGCCAGCCUCAUCAACAAAGGCUGGGACCGCAGCCGUCCCCCGGUGGGGCGCAGGUGAAGCGCGGGCGACGGUCGACGGGGAAAAAGACGGCAGCCAUCCAUGGCUGUGACUACCCAGGAUGCAGAAAGACCUACACGAAGAGCUCCCACCUCAAGGCUCACCUGCGCACACACACAGGGGAGAAACCUUACCAGUGUUCGUGGGAAGGCUGCAGCUGGAAGUUUGCUCGUUCUGAUGAGUUGACCCGUCACUACCGCAAGCACACGGGGCAAAAACCCUACGAAUGUGUGCUUUGUCAGAGGGCUUUCUCACGCUCCGACCACUUGGCGCUGCACAUGAAGAGACACACCUAACGCUCAAAACGCUGCUAAUCAAUCAUUCCACCAAUGACACAAAAAAUACACCAAAUGUACGUAAUGGAACAAGAAAAAGCUUUUCUUACUAGGUGCAUGUAUGUGGUUUUUAACCUUUUUUUUUUUUUUUUAAAUUGCAUGCACAUGCGUCAAGGCCAAAAGUGUUGGAUGAAUGGAAACAGGUGGAUACACAGUUUAAUUAUGUGUACCUUCUUCCAUCUAACAAAACAGCAUGUCAUUGUUCUGCCUGGCAUAGAUAAAUGAGUGAACAUCAAUUAUUUGUAAAAUAAAGCAAAAUUGAAAAUAGAGCAAAAAUACAUAAUGUAAUAAUAAAGAGCUGAUAUUAAAGUUAAAGUACCAAUGAUUGUCACACACACACACUGGGUGUUGCAAAAUUAUUUUCUGCAUUUGACCCAUCACCCUUCAUCACCCCCUGGGAGGUGAGGGGAGCAGUGAGUAGCAGCGGUGGCCACGCCCGGGAAUCAUUUUUGGUUAUUUAACCCCCAAUUCCAACCCGUGAUGCUGACUGCCAAGCAGGGAGGUAAUGAGUCCCAUUUUUAUAGUCUUUGGUAUGACGCGACUUGGGUUUGAACUCACAACCUACCGAUCUCAGGGCAGACACUCUAUGUUGACACUAAUAACAUACCAUUUUUGAAUUAGGUACAUGUAUAAUGUUUUAUAGCCUUUUUGAAAAAUGACAUGCACAUGCAUCAUGGCUAAAAAUGUAUGAAUGGAAACAAGUGGAUGCACAGCUUCAUUAUUUAUAUCUUCUGAUAGCGAAAGAGCGUUUAUUUGUUAUGCCUGCCAUAAACAAAUGAGCAAACAAUUAUUUGUAAAAUAAAGCAAAAAUCAAAAUAGAGCAAAAAUACAUAAUGGAACAAUAAGAAGCGGAUAUGUUGCUACUAAUAACUUAACAUACCAUUUUUAAAUUAGGUACAUGUAUACUUUUUGAAAAAAAUAAAAAUAAAAAAUUACACAUGCGUCAUGGCCAAAAAUGUAUGAAUGAAAACAGGUGGAUGUACAGGUAAUUAUUUAUAUCUUCUGAUAGUGAAAGACCUUUUAAUUGUUCUGCCUGGCAAAGGUAAAUGAGCAAAUAUACAUCACUUUUAGCUAAUAACUACAGGACAAGGUUUUCAAGAAAUUCAUGUAUGUCCUGCAGUUUGUAGAAUAAAGCAAAAAAAAAAAAAAAAAGAGCAAAAUGCAUAUUGUAACAUGAAUAAGCUGAUAUGUUGAUACCAACAAGUAAGAACUCAGCAGGCACAAGAAAUUGAUAAAACGUUGAUUACACAUCCAUGUCCUUCAAAACUGACUUUGAAACAAUGUUGCAAAAUAGUUUGUGAAUUGCGACAAUGUUGAUGUCUAACGUAAUUUUUUUUACUACAUUAUAAUAUUUAUUUAUAAUGUCAUAUUAUAUCUUAUUAUGUUUUCUUUUUAUUUUGUUAUUUGUCUCUUCUUUGCCUGUAUUUCUUUGUGGUGUACAGCCCUUUGUUCUUCAACUGGGGUUGUUUUUAAAGGGCUUUAUAAAUAAAGUUGGUAUGCUAACGUCGCAUCCACAUUGUUGGUUGGAAAAUUCCCAAAUGUCAAAUGAAGAUCAGAACGCAACAUUGAUUAAAUGUUGUCAAAAAGCAUGUUGUUCCAACGUUAUGUUUGAGUUACUCAACGUCAGGACUUAAUUCAACAAGUUCUCAACUCUGUGCCUGCUAGGAACACACAUUUUUAAUUUUCUACAUAUAUAACUUUUGUUUGCCUUUUUGAAAAAUGACAUGCACAUGCGUCAUGGCCAAGUAUGCAAAAUAGACGAUGGCGUCAUCCAUACACCCUAAAGGCCUCCCCCCUCAAACCCUAGCCACAAAUAGAUGUAGUAGUCCCAAGGCUAAGCUCAGCCACACACUGGAAAAAAUGCUCCUCAUAAAAGAGUUAAAACAAUGUUUAUAAAAGUUAUUUUUGCUUUUAAUAAGAAGACUAAUCCGCCAAUGGAACAAGUCAAAAUUGUCUUGGUAAGAUUUCUUAAAAUAUUGUAUUUAAGCUUUGAAAAUGUCAAAGUGAUCUUGAAAUUUGCAAUUUAAACUCCUUAGCUAUACUUACUAGUAUUGGGAAGUUUUGUGUCUGAUAAAUUGUGGCGCUCAAAAAGUUAUAGUGUGCCUAAAAACACAUUCUUAUGUCUCCCUGAAAAAGUAAUACUCAGGGGAUUGUGACUUGUACUGACUUAGUUUGGAUAUUUGGACUAGAAAUGAGAAAUAUAUAUUUCCAGUGAGAUUCGAAGUUUUUCCAGUGUAAGUACUUUUCAGACUAUUAAGUGAAAUUGAGUAAUGUGCCACGGCCCAUUAGUUGGGCCUCUUAAUCAGGGGUCCCCAAACUUCCACUCGGAGGCCGUAUCGGCUUAAAACAAGUCGGCCGGGGGCCUGGCUGUGUUUGUACGUAUGUAUGUCUAUGUACAUAUAUAUAUAUAUAUAUGUCUAUGUGUGUAUAUAUAUAUAUAUUCCUCUGGAUCUUUCUGUGUGGAGUUUGCAUGUUCUCCCCAUGACUGCGUGGGUUCCCUCCGGGUACUCCGGCUUCCUCCCACCUCCAAAGACAUGCACCUGGGGAUAGGUUGAUUGGCAACACUAAAUGGUCCCUAGUGUGUGAAUGUUGUCUGUCUAUCUGUGUUGGUCCUGCGAUGAAUUGGCAACUUGUCCAGGGUGUACACCGCCUUCCGCCCGAUUGUAGCUGAGAUAGGCAGCAGCGCCCCCCGCAACUUCAAAGGGAAUAAGUGGUAGGAAAUGGAUGGAUGGAUAGAUAUAUUCCUCGCAAACUAAUUGACUGAAAGGGCGCGCAAAUGCCGACACUGCGGCGGGAGCGAAGAUAAUGUCACGUUAUCCAUGGGAAAAUGCAUUUUUAGACAAUAUGAUUUGCCUGAGCGGCAAGGAUACACAGAGAGUAACAAGCGGUAGAAAAUGGAUUAGAAAGGACAUAUUUUUUUGAAUAAUAAUACAAACAUUAAAAAAAAGGUUGUUUUUAAACUUGGGACUUACCUUCCGCCCGAAUGCAGCUGAGCCCGUGACCCCAAAAGUGACAAACGGUAGAAAAUGGAUGGAUGGAUGGAUGGACUUCCCACGGGCUAGAUUUUGAAGACCUCAGCUCUAGAUUGACAGAGUUUUGGGAAAUUAUUGUUUUAUUUCUUGACAUAUUCUGUUGUUGAAUGUACUGCAUUACAUGCUUGGUAGGCAAAAUACACCAAAUCAAAUACUGCAUUACAUGCUUGGUAGGCAAAAUACACCAAAUUAAAUACUGCAUUACAUGCUUGGUAGGCAAAAUACACCAAAUCAAAUACUGCAUUACAUGCUUGGUAGGCAAAAUACACCAAAUCAAAUACUGCAUUACAUGCUUGGUAGGCAAAAUACACCAAAUCAAAUACUGCAUUACAUGCUUGGUAGGCAAAAUACACCAAAUUAAAUACUGCAUUACAUGCUUGGUAGGCAAAAUACACCAAAUCAAAUACUGCAUUACAUGCUUGGUAGGCAAAAUACACCAAAUUAAAUACUGCAUUACAUGCUUGGUAGGCAAAAUACACAAAUCAAAUACUGCAUUACAUGCUUGGUAGGCAAAAUACACCAAAUCAAAUAAGGCAUGAUGCCGUCUUGUAGAUGUUGUACAUUCAUGUUAGAAUGCAGGUUUAGCUUUGAUACUAAUUGUUUUACAUUUUUGAUGCCUUAGCAAUUCUUAGUACAAAAUAGGUAAUUUAUGAUCUAGGAUAGGAGAAUUGUAUAAUUUUUGUUGAAAUAUUCUUCAUGCCUCGAUCUUUAUUGUAUGACUUUAUUUACCACCCCAAGCUACAAACUGGCUAAAAGUUUCAUUAUUGAUCAUCUGAAAAUCAACAACACAGUGAAGUUGAACACUAACAAGACCUGAGUGCUGCAUAACUUUUCAAGUUCAGAGUUCACAUGAAGUCUUAACCACCUAUGAGAUGAUAUCUGUGUUUCGAACUUUGUAUUAUUGUUGUGCAAAUUGUUUAUAUUUAAAAGUGAAACUCGGGGUUGUGUCAAAGAAAUGUUAAUACAAUGAGUAUCUUUUGUCAAGUGACCCAUAGAUUUAUUAACCAGGUUUUGUAUCAGUUGUAUAAUUGAUGUGUUUUUAUGUUUUUUUAUAUUUACAAUUGCUUAAAAAGUGUUUUGUCACAUCCAAUAAAUAUUUGAAAUGA
This is a messenger RNA of Nerophis ophidion (straightnose pipefish), 5420 nucleotides long. RefSeq names its product Kruppel like factor 1 (erythroid) (gene klf1). Gene Ontology annotation, molecular function: RNA polymerase II cis-regulatory region sequence-specific DNA binding; DNA-binding transcription factor activity, RNA polymerase II-specific. The record is from RefSeq and is a predicted model, not a curated record. The coding region runs from base 272 to 1243 and encodes 323 amino acids. Lineage: Eukaryota; Metazoa; Chordata; Actinopteri; Syngnathiformes; Syngnathidae. The transcript has 3 exons. Gene Ontology annotation, biological process: regulation of transcription by RNA polymerase II.